AGGAAAAUGGCGGUUGAAAGGCAAAUGCUCAAAGUGCAAGCGCUCAUGAACAACCAACCAAACAUUCGCAACAUAUCGGUGAUAGCGCACGUGGAUCACGGCAAAAGUACGUUGACGGACUGCCUGGUAAUUAAGGCGAAAAUUGCAUCGGAGGAUGCAAGUGGCAAGCGGUACAUGGACACGCGUGAGGAUGAGCAGGAGAGAGGUAUAACGAUCAAAAGUACGGCUAUCAGCAUGAACUUCACAAUGAACAACAAGGUAUUGAGCGAGCACAUAAAGCAGCCCUACAACGGCAAUUCAUUCCUGAUAAACCUGAUUGACUCGCCAGGGCACGUGGACUUCUCGUCGGAGGUGACCGCUGCCUUGAGGGUUACGGACGGUGCUGUGGUUGUGAUUGACUGUGUGGACGGGAUAUGUGUGCAGACCGAAACGGUGCUAAGACAAGCAAUUGCCGAGAGGAUCAUGCCCACGGUGGUGCUCAACAAGUUGGAUAGGGCGUUGCUUGAGCUGAAAGAGUCAAAGGUGGACCUGGCUGCGAAGCUGCGGAGGCGUGUGGAGGACUUCAACGCUAAGCUGCAGAUGAUCUGCCAGGGUGCCGAUGAUUUCCAGAUCGAGUCACUGUUCCCGCAGAAGAACGAAAUUUCGUUCUGUUCAGGUUUGCAGGGAUGGGGAUUUACGCUGAAAAGCUUCGCUAAGUACUACGUCAAACAGAUGAAACAGGAUAACAAGCCGAAUCCUGAAACAUUCGUGUGUAAGGUGCUAUGGUCUGAGGGCGUGUACUACUCAUCAGAUGAUCCGUUCGAUCCUGAGGGCAAGUUCCUGAGGGAAGGUCCUCCUGAGCGCACAGCUUUCAUCGUGUUCGUUCUCAAUCCCAUCUACCGUGUUAAGGAGCUUUGUGAGAAUCUCGACGAGAAGGGCUUGAGGGAGUAUCUGAGCAAGUUUGAUGUGACACUGCCAGCGAGUAUAAAUUAUAACGAGAUGAAGGAUUUGUUUAAGAUAGCAAUGCGUGCGUGGUUGCCUGCGAGUGACAUGCUGCUUGAGCAGAUUAUUCUCAAUCUGCCAUCACCAACGGUUGCGCAGAAGUACCGUGCGCCGCACCUGUACACCGGGCCCAUUGAUGACCAGGCUGGGCGUGGUAUCGCUACGGCGAGCACCUCUCCUGAUGACCCGUGCGUUAUGUACGUGUCCAAGAUGGUGCCGUACUCUGAAAAUCGGUUCAUUGCGAUGGGCCGCGUGUUCAGCGGUGUUAUCAAGCCAGGAAUGAAGGUGCGCAUACAAGGACCUGACUACACCCUGGGAAGCAAAACAGACCUGCACGUCAAAACGAUCCAGCGAACGGUCGUGAUGAUGGGUCGUGUGGUCAAGGACAUAGACGAGUGCCCGGCAGGUAAUAUUGUUGGCCUGAUAGGCAUAGAUAGCGAACUAAAGAAGACGGGCACGAUCACCACGUGGGAUGGCUGUCACAACAUCAAGAGCAUGAAAUUCUCGGUCAGUCCUGUGGUUAAGUACGCGCUGCGACCGGAAAAUCCCGUUGAUCUGCCCAAACUCAAAGCAGGUCUUAUCAAGCUGAGCAAGAGCGAUCCGCUUACGCAGGUGAACUUCUCCGACAACGGUGAGCUUACGCUGGCCGGUGCAGGUGAGCUGCAUCUGGAAAUUUCGCUUGAGGACCUGAGAAAGGAGUAUGCAUGUUGCGGGGUGGUUGCCGGUGAGCCGCAGGUCACGUACAUGGAGGGUAUCAGUGAAACGGUGGGUGAGCCGAAGAUGAGCAAAAGUCCGAACAAGCACAACCGCAUUUUCAUGUGCAUUGAGCCGAUGGAAGAGAAGUUGGUUGAAAAUAUUGAGAGUGGUGCGCUGUGCGUCAAGGAUCCAAAGGAACGAUCGGUUCGUUUUAGAGAGAUGAUGGGCAUAAAGGACGAUUGGGUCAAGAAGAUACUUUUCUACGGACCGGAAGAUAAAGGACCAAAUAUUGUGAUUGACAGCACGAAAGGUAUUGCAUAUCUAAAUGAAAUUAAGGAGUAUAUGCGGGAAGGUUUUAGGGAGGUAACUGCGCGUGGGCCGUUGAUCGGCGAAGUUCUGCGAGGAUGCAGAUUUGACCUCAUGGACUGUACGCUGCACUCCGAUGCCAUUCACAGGACAGGCAACCAGAUUAGUGCGCCUAUGACGAGCGUGUGCAAGGGGCUGAUCCUUGCGGCUGAGCCGAUCCUCUACGAGCCCAUCUUCCUUGCAGAGAUAAGCGUGGCAUCCGAUCAGAUCGGUGGCGUCAAUAGCGUGCUGUCGCAGCGCAGGGGUGUAGCCGAAGAGUACAAAUGCGACGGUGGUUUGCGUACGACUAUUACGGGAUUCCUGCCGGUGAGAGAAUCAUUUGGAUUUAACAGCGCGCUGCUGAUGGCCACGCGUGGUGAGGCAAGCGUGGUUCUGACGUUCUCGCACUAUUCGAUUCUUCCCGGAUCGUUGUCGGACUCAAACAGCUUGCUGCACGACACCGUAACAUCGGUGAGAAAGAAGAGGGGAUUUGUUGAGUUGAAGGGUGCUGACUACUACUUUGAUAAGCUAUGAUAAAUUCAUUUUGCUUUUUUGUGAUUUGGAGAUUUGUCCAGGUUUUGCUCGUGUCUAUUCUUCUGUUUUACUUUCACAAUAAUCCUUCUAUUUCAGUUUUAUCCAGUUCUUUGGUCUGUUUUACGGUCUUUCGCUUUAUCUCUGUUGCGUUUUGUACCUUUUGCUGUUCUCACUUUUUCUAUAAUUUUGUUUUUCCUUUUGUGUUGUAUGUUGCAAUUGUUCCAUGAAUAGGUUAGUGGC
This is a messenger RNA of Vavraia culicis subsp. floridensis, 2796 nucleotides long. RefSeq names its product small GTP-binding protein domain. Bases 7 to 2556 code for a protein of 849 amino acids. Gene Ontology annotation, cellular component: ribonucleoprotein complex; cytosol. Gene Ontology annotation, molecular function: translation elongation factor activity; ribosome binding; GTP binding. The transcript has a single exon. The record is from RefSeq and is a predicted model, not a curated record. Gene Ontology annotation, biological process: translational elongation. Lineage: Eukaryota; Fungi; Microsporidia; Pleistophoridae.